Molecule: messenger RNA, 1879 nt
Organism: Carlito syrichta (Philippine tarsier)
Lineage: Eukaryota; Metazoa; Chordata; Mammalia; Primates; Tarsiidae
Gene: FKBP10
Product: FK506 binding protein 10
Exons: 10
Coding region: 116-1864 (582 amino acids)
Molecular function (GO): calcium ion binding; peptidyl-prolyl cis-trans isomerase activity
Source: RefSeq, a predicted model, not a curated record
GGCGGGAAGGGAGGACAGGAAGAGGGGGAGCCAGCUCCAGGGGAGGGGGGAAGGAGGUUGGCGACGGCGGCUCCCUCGCUCGCCCUCACUGCCGGCAGUCCCAGCUCCGGGCGCGAUGUUUCUCGCAGGACCCCCUGGCCACACCCUCCUCCGGCUCCCCCGGCUGCCGCUGCUGCUGCUGCUCGUUCAGGCCGUGGGGAGGGGGCUGGGCCGCGCCAGCCCGGCCGGGGGCCCCCUGGACGAUGUGGUCAUCGAGAGGUACCACAUCCCCAUGGCCUGUCCCCGCGAAGUGCAGAUAGGUGAUUACGUGCGCUACCACUACAAUGGCACUUUCGAGGACGGCAAGAAGUUUGAUUCCAGCUAUGACCGCAGCGCCUUGGUGGCCAUCGUGGUGGGCGUGGGGCGCCUCAUCACUGGCAUGGACCGUGGCCUCAUGGGCAUGUGUGUCAACGAGCGGCGACGCCUCAUUGUGCCUCCACACCUGGGCUACGGCAGCAUCGGCGUGGCGGGGCUCAUCCCGCCCGAUGCCACCCUCUACUUCGACGUGGUCCUGUUGGACGUGUGGAACAAAGCAGACACCGUGCAGGUGAGCAUCCUGCUGCGCCCACCCCACUGCCUCCGCAUGGUCCAGAACAGUGACUUUGUCCGCUACCACUACAACGGCACCCUGUUGGAUGGCACCUCCUUCGACACCAGCUAUGGUCGGGGCAGCACUUAUGACACGUAUGUGGGCUCCGGCUGGCUGAUCAAGGGCAUGGACCAGGGGCUGCUGGGCAUGUGUCCUGGAGAGAGGAGGAAGAUCAUCAUCCCUCCGUUCCUGGCUUAUGGGGAGAAAGGCUAUGGGACCGUGAUCCCCCCGCAGGCGUCACUGGUCUUUCAUGUCCUGUUGGUGGAUGUUCACAACCCCAAGGACACCGUCCAGCUGCAGACGCUAGAGCUGCCCCCGGGCUGCGUGCGGAGGGCUGUGGCUGGGGACUUCAUGCGGUACCACUACAAUGGCUCACUGAUGGAUGGCACCCUCUUUGAUUCCAGCCACUCCCGCAACCACACCUACAAUACCUAUAUCGGGCAGGGUUACAUCAUCCCCGGGAUGGACCAGGGGCUGCAGGGCGCGUGCAUGGGGGAGCGCCGGAGGAUCACCAUCCCCCCCCACCUGGCCUAUGGGGAGAACGGAACCGGAGACAAGAUCCCUGGCUCCGCUGUGCUCAUCUUCGAUGUCUACAUCAUCGACUUCCACAACCCAGCGGAUCCAGUGGAGAUCAAGACGCUGUCCCGGCCAUCCGAGGCCUGCAAUGACACCACCAAGCCUGGGGACUUCAUUCGCUACCACUACAACUGCUCCCUGAUGAACGGCACCCGGCUCUUUUCCUCGCAUGACCACGGGGGUCCCCAGGAGGCGACUCUGGGGGCCAACAAGGUGAUUGAAGGCCUGGACAAGGGCCUGCAGGGCAUGUGUGUAGGGGAGAGGCGGCAGCUGGUUGUGCCCCCGCACCUGGCCCACGGGGAGAAUGGAGCCCGGGGGGUCCCCGGCAGUGCUGUGCUGCUGUUUGAGGUGGAGCUGGUGUCCCGGGAGGACGGGCUGCCCACAGGCUACCUGUUUGUGUGGCAUGAGGACCCUCCGGCCAACCUGUUUGAAGACAUGGACCUCAACAAGAACGGAGAAGUCCCUCCAGAGGAGUUCUCCACCUACAUCAAGACUCAAGUGGAUGAUGGCAAAGGACGCCUCAUGCCCGGACAGGACCCAGAGAAGACCAUAGGGGACAUGUUCCAGAACCAAGACCGCAAUCAGGACGGCAAGAUCACGGCCGAGGAGCUCAAGCUGAAGUCAGAUGAGGACCAGGAGCGCAUCCACGAGGAGCUCUGAGGGCAGUGCCUGGCC